ACUGUACACAACCGCCCAUGGCAGCUGGGUGCGCCGCAAGAUAGAUUAUCCGGCAGGUCCAGCGGGGUUUCACUGAUUGGGCGGUUGCGCAUUGGGAGCAUAUCACUCAUCACUUCGACUCUCUCACUGUUAACCUCUGGCGUCCCUCUUUCUUUCCUUCUCUUCUCUCCCCUCGCCAGCUUCGCAGCGUCCUGUAAAUCAACUUUCUUGCCACUCUUCUAUCCAGAACGACCCUUCUUGCACUUCACAUUCGCCUCCACUAGAAGCAGCCAUGGCAGACGCGAACGCCCCCAUGCCUGGUGACGCUCCUGCGCAAAGCACAGAGCAUCUCAAUAUCAAAGUGACCGACAACAACAACGAAGUCUUUUUCAAGAUCAAGCGAUCCACACAGCUCAAAAAGCUCAUGGAUGCAUUCUGCGAACGGCAAGGAAAGCAGCCCUCAACCGUCCGCUUUCUUUUCGACGGUACUCGCGUUCGCCCAGAAGACUCGCCCGAUACGGUAAGGGUGACCUAUGUUACUCUCAGCGCAUUUGGACAACAUGGCUAACGAAACAUGUGCUGCUUAGCUCGAUAUGCAAGAUGGGGAUA
Messenger RNA from Talaromyces proteolyticus, 588 nucleotides. Its product is annotated as putative ubiquitin-like modifier. The transcript has 2 exons. Bases 272 to 547 code for a protein of 91 amino acids. Gene Ontology annotation, biological process: protein sumoylation. Gene Ontology annotation, molecular function: ubiquitin-like protein ligase binding; protein tag activity. Gene Ontology annotation, cellular component: nucleus; septin ring. The record is from RefSeq and is a predicted model, not a curated record. Lineage: Eukaryota; Fungi; Ascomycota; Eurotiomycetes; Eurotiales; Trichocomaceae.